Molecule: messenger RNA, 561 nt
Organism: Penicillium brasilianum
Lineage: Eukaryota; Fungi; Ascomycota; Eurotiomycetes; Eurotiales; Aspergillaceae
Source: the annotation of a GenBank genome assembly
AUGAUCUCUACUCUAAUAAAUCAACUUAGAGACCAUUGUCAUUCAAAUUGCACUCCCCAGGACUGUGAUAUCCUGACGCAGGGGGCGGGUUAUGCGCUGAACACGCCAAAGGACGGAAUAUUCCUCUUCACGUCUCUGGGCAUGCGUGUUCGUCUCUCUGUAUAUCCAGCAAUCGUCCCGCUUGGGUAUAGUGGCCUUUUCUGGAUUUGCUAUAUAUUCAACUUUUCUCCUCCUUUUCUUUUCCUUCUCCCAACUCUCCCUCCUCUCCUCACGCUUCUUAUCCAUCUCCUCUCCACCAACUCCUCCAUCAACUCCUCCAUCAACUCCUCCAUCAACUCCUCCAUCAACUCCUCCAUCAACUCCUCCAUCAACUCCUCCAUCAACUCCUCCAUCAACUCUUUCAUCAACUCUUCUAUCAACCCAUCAUUCAUCUGCUUGUGUCUCCACCUCAUCAAGCUCUUGAGACUUUUAUCACUUGAUCUCAAACCACUUCUCCCAUUUAUCUCCAUGAUGCUUUUCCCUGGGCUUUGUGACAUCGCACUGGUGCCAUCCUCCCAGUAA